AGCAACAAGUCUCAAAAUCGUUUUAUCAAUGUUGACUUUGAUGUGAGGACUUCUCUCUAUCGCGGACGUUUCAUCCACUGGAGUUUGCAUCUGAGACUUGAGACGAUAAAUUGGAUAUGAAUGAUUCUGACUGAUAGAGUCUACAAAAAUAAGUGAGAUAAUUGUUCUAUAAACAUCGUUUGAAAAUAAAACGUCUAAUUAUUACUGCAUUACUACAGUGAGUUCUCUAUAGUAGACCCAUAGAGACAGUCAGAAGUCUCUCGGUCUUUCACACUGCUGAGGCUUUACAAGGAAGUAUUUAUUGAGACUGCUUUUUCAGUCGUUUUUCGAAUAUUUUAUGAAAUAAUAACUUUUAGUGUGAACUCAUGAGGAGAAUGCUGUCGAUGCAAAUAUUUCAAAAAUCAUUUUCUCAGCUACAGUUUCCGGAUGGAACACACACACGGAUUCAAAACUGAAGAAUCAGACAAUGCGAAGGCGAGCAACCGCACAGUUCGCUCGCCGGAGCCUCGCUGUGGUAGUGUGGAGGACUUCAUGCCGGAUGAGGGCGUUGGUGAGGUCGAUGUCUACAGAGUCCUCGACACGGAUGAUCUCGACCUCCUCGACGCUGACUCCAACUACUUCUUCUCAAGCGAUGACUGCUACAUUGUCAAGUACAGAUAUCCGCUCGCACAGAGACAGAAUUAUGUUCUCUACCUCUGGCAGGGCAGGGACAGUGUACUCCCACUGAGGACUAGAACUUCUUUGCUUGCUAGAAAACUGAACAGAGAGUUGUCUGGCUAUGCUACCCAAGUGAGAGUCUUACAAGGACAUGAGCCUUCACAUCUCCGUCGGAUUCUCAGAGGUAACAUGAUUGUCUAUCUGGGUAAUAGAGCUAGCCUUCUCAGUGGACCAGAUUAUCCCUGCAGACUCAGAGGAACAAGGCUAUUUCAGAUAAGAGGAUCAUGUUUUAGCGACGGUGAAGCAAUUGAGGUUCCAGCUGUUGCUUCAUCACUCAACUCUGAAGACGCUUUCAUUCUGGACGCAAAUCCCAACACUUAUAUUUGGCGUGGUCAAGGCUGUACAACGUUGGAAAGACAAAUCGCAGAUACUGUUUCGAAAGUAAUUUCACCUCGUGGCCACAUAUUCAUCUUGGAAGAAGGACAAGAGUACCCAGAUUUCUGGACAAUUCUCGGCGGAAAGUUGACGUAUCCUCACUCUUACGUCACUCAACAGGUUGUCAGUAGGUUGACACCCAAGAUAUACCACUGCGUUGUGGUUCAACAAAGCCUUCGCUUAGAUGAGUAUGAUCACUUCGAUCAACAUUUUCUUCUGGAUGAUGAUGUCAGUAUUAUUGACACUGGAGAUGACAUCUAUGUCUGGGUUGGACUACAUGCAUCCGAACUUGAAGAAGAACUAGCUGUUGAGAAAGCCCAAGCACUUAUCGACUUGAGACUUGGCCAACUGACUGACAGUGUGGUGAUUGUAGUGAGGAGAGGCUACGAGCCAUCUCCACUCAUAAGUUUGUUCCCUUCUUGGAACAUUGAAUACUGGUCGAGUGAAUCGUCAUUUGAAAGUAGCAGCAGCUUCAUUGAUCACGGUUCGUCCUCAGGAGAGUUCAUUUCGUCAGGAAGCCUGGACUUGAUUGACUCCCCAGAAAUCGACGACAUCAGUCAUCUGGAAGCUGAGUCCAAGCACCCUCAUCAUAACGUCAGUGCUCCUGGUGCAAAAAUCAAAGACGACAAAAAGACCAAAGACAAGGAUCUUCUGAAGAAUCUCAACUAUGACAAAGAGAACAUAGAGGUGUUCGACAUGGAAAGCAUUCAGAAGAAUGGAGACAAAAGUAAUCAUACUUACGAUUUCGGAGCAGAGCUGGAGAAAAAGAAUGGAAAUAAUGAUGACAAUACAGACUUCAAAUUUGAAAACGAUAAGUUCAAUUAUGAUAGCAGCCCCAAGAUUCAUUCGAAUAAUAGCUUUGCAAACCGGAGAAUUGACAACUUUUAUGGCGCAACUGGAGAGGAAGACUACAAAGAUGUUAGUUACAAGGACAAUUCGGCCGAAGAAAUAAAUUAGUCUCCAAAAAUUGCCAUUUCUCAAUUGUAUCAUGCACUCAUGUAAAUUAUUGUUGAUUAACUGAUCUCCAGUUUUUAUAUCAUUGUCUUUCAUAAUUAUAAGGUAUUUUAUAAUACAAUAAAGUCUCUUUAUAAGAUCCAUUACAAAUUAUGCUAAACUUUUUCGUUUAAGACUAGACUUUUGUAAUCAAUUAUUUAUUGUAUGAAAUAUAAACCAUGUAUUUUCAAUAAAUAAUCAAUAAUGUA
This is a messenger RNA of Nilaparvata lugens (brown planthopper), 2294 nucleotides long. RefSeq names its product gelsolin, cytoplasmic. The coding region runs from base 427 to 2049 and encodes 540 amino acids. The transcript has 9 exons. Gene Ontology annotation, molecular function: actin filament binding. The record is from RefSeq and is a predicted model, not a curated record. NCBI's taxonomy places the organism in Eukaryota, Metazoa, Arthropoda, Insecta, Hemiptera, Delphacidae.